Molecule: messenger RNA, 4355 nt
Organism: Elaeis guineensis (African oil palm)
Lineage: Eukaryota; Viridiplantae; Streptophyta; Magnoliopsida; Arecales; Arecaceae
Biological process (GO): interstrand cross-link repair; nucleotide-excision repair
Cellular component (GO): nucleus
Molecular function (GO): protein binding; nucleic acid binding; 3'-5' DNA helicase activity
Source: RefSeq, a predicted model, not a curated record
UUCGGGAUGCAGAGAGACCCCCGAAAAGUUCCUUCGGGUAAGCGAGGAUCUUAGGGCGGUCGAGAUGGAGAAGGAGAUCGAAAUCCGAAGCCUUAACGGGGAAUCGAUCACCAUCUCGAUCGCCUGGCACAGUUCGAUCAGUAAAUUGAAGGCUCUGGUGAAGGAAUCGUUCCUCCCGGCGAAGAAUUCUCCAAAGUUCCAUCUGUUCUUCAAGGGGGCAAAACUGAGGUUGGAAAGCCGUAUUGAGGACUAUCAGAUCGAGCCUGGUGAAUUCAUGGUUAUGGUUCCAUUUACGAAGAAAAGCCGACAAUUUUCAGUAGAACCUGAUCCCCCCGGGCCUCAUACUGGCCCUUCAAAAUCCUCACGUGAGAGCAUGGUGUCUUCUGCUGCUGACUUGGCUUGGCUUGAUAUAAUGAAUGAUCUUUCAUCUCUAUCUGAUGUCUCCCAACUGGAUGGAGCUCCAAGUAAUUUCAGUCCGUCAAAUAAGGUGGGUGGUGGGAAGGAGGGGGUCUUGAAAGUUGAAGGUUCUAGUAAGCUUUCCUCAAAUACGAAGCGCAAGAGAGAACCAGAAAAUGGUCACAUUCUUCGUGAUAUAUUAUGCUCCGAUUUUAAGAAUGUAUUCGAGCAACAGACCAGUGACAAAAUAAGACAAUUCGUGGAAUCUGCGGGCUGCUUAUCAAGUCCUACUAAGGAUAGCUGCUUGUUGUUUGAAGAAUUCUUUAAAACAUCCAAUGAAACAGAGCAGUGUGUGUGCCCAUCAUGGUUAAAGAGACUGUUGAAGAACUUCACUUUUCUGAACACCUUUUAUGCCUUUUUUCACAUUCAAGGUAAAUGCAUGACUUGGGAGUGUAUAGAGGGGGCACUGAAGAAUCGUGGUAGGUUUGGACUCGAUGAUGCAUGCAUUUCAGAUGUGGAGAACCUCUCACUACUCUGUCCCAAGGUGGUGGUAAUUCUGGGUAAGCAAGAAAAUAUGGUAUCCAAGUUGGGCUCUGCCAUUGUUAUUGGCAAUCCUUCAACAGAUUUAUCAGACCAAAGUGGACUGACAAAAAUGCUUAGGACUGCUAGAAAGAAAACACCAACCUCAGCAGUUAUUAAUGCUAUGGAGAAACGGGUGGUUGCUUUCAAAACUGAAUUACGGAGGGCGAUUAAGUGUUGCAUGGAAAAGAACCUGUCAAAAACCAGCAUCCCUCUCAUGUUGUCCCUAGAAGAUCUUAUAUUGAUGAAGGAUGGUUUUGCUGUUCCAGAAGGUAGUGAAGUGAAGUCAGCGAAGACUCGAUCAUUGGCAUCAGCAUGUCAUGGUUUGCACUCAAUGGAACCUGCUGAAAUGAUUGAACAUCUUAGACAAGGCAUCGGAAAGCAUGGACAGAUUGUGCAUGUGCAAGAAAUUGAUGCAAAAGAGGCAAUGUAUGUGGAACUUCCCAAUAAUCUGUCGGAAACAUUAAAGUGUGCAUUAAAUAGGAUGGGAAUAUCUGCAUUAUACAGCCACCAGGCUGAAGCUAUACAAGCUUCACUUUCUGGGAAGAAUAUUGUGGUGGCAACAUCAACUUCUAGUGGAAAAUCUCUGUGCUACAAUAUUCCCGUUCUUGAGUCACUCUCUCAGAAUCUAUUCCCAUGUGCUAUGUACAUCUUUCCCACAAAGGCUUUAGCUCAAGAUCAGCUUAGAGCUUUAUUAGAGAUGACGAGGGGCUUGGAUAUCGACUUGACUGUUGGUGUAUAUGAUGGUGAUACAUCUCAAGAACAUCGUAUUUGGAUCAAGGAUAAUGCAAGAUUGUUGAUUACAAAUCCAGAUAUGCUGCACAUGUCAAUCCUUCCAUAUCAUGGACGGUUUCAGCGGAUUUUAUCAAAUCUCAGGUAUAUAGUGAUUGAUGAAACUCAUUCGUAUAAAGGGGCAUUUGGUUGCCACACGGCUCUUAUCUUGAGGAGACUCCGUCGAAUUUGUUUCCAUGCAUAUGGUAGUGAUCCUUCCUUCAUAUUUUGUACUGCUACCUCUGCAAACCCACGAGAGCAUGCUAUGGAGCUUGCCAACUUGCAGAACUUAGAGUUGAUACAAAAUGAUGGAAGUCCUUGCAGUCAAAAACACUUUCUUUUUUGGAAUCCUCCAUUAUGUUUGGGAUCUAAAGCUCCAAGCAGCAGGAAUGAUAGCAAAAAUGUGGAGUUAGAUGUGAUGACCAGGCGUUCAAGCUCAAUUAUGGAAGUUUCUUAUCUCUUUGCCGAAAUGGUUCAGCAUGGGCUUCGCUGCAUUGCCUUUUGUAAGACGAGGAAACUCUGUGAACUAGUUCUUUGUUACACGCGUGAAAUUCUUCAGGAGGUUGCACAUAAUCUGGUUGGUUCUAUAUCUGUAUAUCGUGCAGGCUACACACCACAGGAGAGAAGAAGAAUAGAAGCUGAACUUUUUGAGGGGAAACUUCGUGGUGUUGCUGCAACGAAUGCUCUUGAACUUGGGAUUGAUGUAGGACAUAUUGAUGCAACUUUGCAUCUUGGUUUUCCUGGCAGUGUUGCUAGCUUGUGGCAACAAGCCGGGAGAUCUGGAAGAAGAGCAAGGCCAUCACUGGCAGUCUAUGUUGCACUUGAAGGGCCACUUGAUCAGUACUUCAUGAGGUUUCCGCAAAAGCUUUUCGGGAGACCAAUCGAGCAUUGCCAAGUUGAUGCUCAUAACCAGAAGGUGCUGGAGCAGCACAUUGCCUGUGCUGGUUAUGAACUCCCAUUGUGUUUACAAUAUGAUGAAAAAUAUUUUGGUUCUGGUCUGGACUGUGCAAUAAUGGCUCUCAAGCUUAAAGGAUACUUAAGUAAUGAUCGGCUAGGUGUUUCUUCUUCCAAAAUAUGGAAUUAUAUUGGACCUGAGGAAAGGCCAUCACAUGCAGUUAGCAUACGUGCAAUAGAAACUGAUAGAUACAAAGUGAUAGACAUGUCAAACAAUGAAGUGCUUGAGGAAAUUGAGGAAAGCAAGGCUUUUUAUCAGGUAUAUGAAGGUGCUGUUUACAUGCAUCAAGGCAUCACCCAUCUUGUGAAAGAUUUAGACUUAUCAGGAAAGAUUGCUUUUUGCCAAAAAGCUGAUUUGAAGUAUUAUACAAAGACACGAGACUACACAGACAUUAUUAUUACUGGAGGUGACCUUGGUUAUCCACCAGUGAGGGCAUCUGAAUUUGAGAAACUAAGAACAACUGCCCAAGCAAAUGCUUGCAACAUAACAACCAAAUGGUUUGGCUUUUAUCGCAUAUGGAGAGCAAGUAACAGGAUAUUUGACAGUGUUGAGCUUUCUUUACCUGCAUAUUCCUUUGAAUCCCAGGCAGCUUGGAUACGAAUUCCUCCAUCGGUAAAGACAGCUGUGGAGAUGCAGAACCUUCCCUUUCGUGCAGGGAUGCAUGCUGCUUCCCAUGCUCUCCUUAACGUAGUUCCAUUGUAUAUGAUGUGCAACACUUUUGACUUAGGUACCGAGUGUGCAAAUCCCCAUGAAACUCGUGCUGUUCCUGAAAGAAUUUUGUUGUAUGAUCAGCAUCCUGGAGGUAUUGGUAUUACAGCACAGGUCCAACUACUCUUUGGGGAACUCCUGACAGCAGCCUUAGAACUAGUUUCAACAUGCAACUGCAUGAGUUGUUCUGGUUGUCCGCAUUGUGUACAAGUGCUAUCGUGUGGUGAAUACAAUGAAGUCUUGGACAAGGAGGCUGCCAUUGUAAUUCUUGAGGGUGUGAUUGAAGCUGAGAAGUCAUAUUUUGAAGGCAAAGCAAAAUGUUGUGAAAACUCUGCUGCAAACUAGCAGUUGGUGUUCCAAGUAUCAUGGUGAAGCCAGGCGGAGUUUUUUCUACGCUACUGCAGGGUAUGCUGCAGUUGUAGUUUGGAAUUAUGUAAUCACUGCUACAUGCUAAUCCUGAUGUCAGAGCAUCUAUAUCAUUUACCACCGGGAAGAUGCAGGCAAAUCAGCCUCCUGCCAAUUACCCCAUGCCAAGAAACUUCUGUCCAAAUAAGUGGAUAUUUUUUGAUAGAACAGGGGUGAUCCAACCAGUAUUUCAUCAGAAUAUGGAAUCAGAACAAAGCGUGGGAAGGGAGGCGGAAGUAUCAGCAUGAAACUGGUUGCUGCGGAACCAGUUGAGAUGGUGGAAAUUGAUCAACAUAUACCAGCGGUACUUGCAAAUACAUAGCUCAUGACCUUUGUUAUCGCAGAUCACAUGAGGUUGAUGAGGUGGCGACUGGUGUAAUGCUAUGUUGUAUGUCACAUGUACCCCAUUACAAUGUGUCAUGAAAACGUGUUACUUUUGUGAGCCCAUAAUUGUUACUCUGCUUCUCUUCCUUUUGCUUCGAUGUAUAUCAUUUUCAGCCAACACAUCAAAGUUAUAUAAUCUUUUGUUUAAGUGCCUCUG